UGUUCUGGUGGAGCCUCCCCCGCCCCCCCACUGUUGGGGUCCGGGCGCGUAAGGCGUGAACCGCAUGGCGGCAAGUUUGAGGGAAGAGGCUCGAAGCGCUAGAAAGGGAUAAGAUGAGCCGAGGGGUGUGGGGGUGUCUGGUAGAUGGAGACAUCCCUUUGUGCAUGCGUGCGAGGAGGAGGAGGAGGAGGUUGUGGCACAGAUUUGGGGGGAGGAAGAACGGGAGGCUUAAGUUGACUUUCCAAAUCGUUUUUCGUCGCCUGUUCUGUAGCAUUGGUAGCCGACGUCCAAAGAACAGAUCGAAAGGCUGCGCAGGUGUAAACGGUUUUCUUUGACAGAACUGUAGGCGUCCGCAGCGCCUCGUGUCAUGGCUUUCGCACGGAGGCAUCGUGCCUCGUAGGCCACGCGCACGUGUAAGCAGUGCUGAAAUGCGCCCAGCUCUGGAGAAGACGGUCAGAGCCCAGCACUGCACCGUAGAUAACAACGCAGUGGGGACGUUUUGGCUGAGAAUAGCAAAGCAAAUCCCUAAGAAGAAUGUGAUCUUUUGUUUUUUGGGGGGUUUUGUAUAGCCUUGCAAAAUUAUUACCCGCACUAAGCAGCCUACACCCAAAAUUUACUACCACACCACUUUUCAUGACAAUUAGUGACACCUUUGAAAAAAGAAUCCAUUCCUUGUAUAAAUGCCCCUUUAAGACUGAUUUAUGCAAUCUAAAAAUUCCCCACACCACUGUGCAGUGUAAUUUGUUUCUAUUCAGGUUUUUAUAGUUGUAACUCAUGGUACGAACAUCUUUUUUUAUACUGAUGUGGCUGGUAUCUCUCAUUUGUAGCUCUUUCCUUAUUCAUUUGGAGGGACUGUCAUGUUUGUAGGUUAACUGUAACAUGCCACAUGGUCACAAGUUCAGGCAAAGCCACAGAAGGUUCCUUUAUGUAUGUAACCGAAAUGAUGAGGUUUGACGUAGUUCUUAGAUCCUGGAGGACUGUGUUUAAGUUGCAGAGAGAUUCUCCUGAAUUCUUUCAUCUGAUAUGGAAUCAGGAUGUGAUAUUUUCAACAAUCAUUUGACACCUACACAGUCAAAUGGGUCACUAGUUGGCUGGAGGGCCGCAUCCAGAGAGUGGUGGUAGACAGGUCAUUUUCGACCUGGAGGGAUGUGGGCUGUGGGGUCCCCCAGGACUUGGUCCUCGGGCCUGCACAGUUCAACAUCUUCAUCAGCGACUUGGACAGGGGUGUAAAAAGCACCCUGUUCAAAUUCUCAGAUGACACUAAGAUGUGGGGAGAAAUGGACACACUAGAAGGGAGGAAUAGGUUGCAAUCAAACCUAGACAGGUUACAGGGGUGGGUGGAUGAGAACAGGAUGGGUUUCAACACUGACAAAGUGCAAGGUACUGCACCUGGGGGGGAAGCACCGGCACCUACAGGCUGAGGAACUGUAGAUAGACCCUGUGAUAGACCCUCUCCCCCGUAGGGUCUAUCACAGGGGGAGGUUGAUUCAGCUGUCUCAGCCUCCCCCCGUGAUAGACCCUACAGGAGGAGGUUGAGAGAGCUGAAUCUCUUCAGCCUUCACAAGAGAUGGCUGAGGGGAGAUCUUGUGGCUGCCUAUAAAUUUAUUAGGGGAGAUCAACAGGGAAUAGGGCAAGCACUAUUUACUAAGGUGCCCCAGGGAGUGACUAGGAAUAACGGGUGUAAACUAGUUGAGAGUGGAUUUAGGUUAGAUAUUAGGAAGAAAUUUUUCACAGUAAGGGUGGCCAGGAUAUGGAAUGGGCUUCUAGGAGAGGUGGUGCUAUUGCCUGGUUUGGGGGUCUUCAAGAGGAGGCUAGAUAGUUACCUGCCUGGGGUCAUCUGACCUCGGUCCUCUUUCCUGCCAGGGCCAGGGGGGUCGGACACGAUGAUCCAUUGUGGUCCCUUCCAACUCUACAAUCUAUGAAUCUAUGAAACUCCCUUCUCGUCAGUGCAGAGGCAGAAAAGGAUCUUGGAGUCAUUAUUGAUGCCAAAACGAACAUGGGCUGACAGUGUGGGGACGCGGUCAGGAAGGCCAACUGUACUUUGUCAUGCAUCCACAGAUGCAACUCAAGCAGUUUCAAGGAGCCACCAACAAAUGGAACACAAGUUAACUUAAACCUAGAGGAGGCUGGUGACAUCUGAAAGAGGGGAAAGUGGGGCAGCAGUGCUCCGAUGCCCUCUGUCUGACCAGCUGCUGUUUGGAGUAUGUUUGCUACUUAGAAAGGAACUGAAAUUCAGGUACAAUCCAUGUAGACCUGUGAAAUAAAAAGAAAGAACUGAGGAACAUACCCCCCCAAAUCUGUGGAAAUCUGCUACGUUCCUAUGUCUCUGGCUGUGGCUCUGAUCUUCCUGUUGGGAUACCUCAUUCAGUUCCGUUUCUGUUGGAAUUAUUGACAAGUAGCAGCUUCAAGUAUUAUAAAGCUGCUCAGUUCAUUUCAGUGGAAAUUUAAACCUUUUCAGGCACAAGAUAUUGUAAACUAAAAGCGUGAAUAUGGGUGAAAAGAAACCGGAGCCCCUAGACUUUGUAAAAGAUUUUCAGGAGUACCUUACUCAACAGACACACCAUGUAAAUAUGAUUUCUGGAUCAGUUAGUGGUGAUAAGGAAGCAGAGACUCUUCAGGGAGCUGGGACGGAUGGUGAUCAGAAUGGAUUAGAUCAUCCUUCUGUUGAAGUUUCCUUGGAUGAAAACUCAGGAAUGUUAGUGGAUGGAUUUGAAAGGACAUUUGAUGGAAAGCUGAAGUGUCGAUACUGCAACUAUGCUAGCAAAGGAACAGCACGGCUGAUAGAGCAUAUCAGAAUUCACACAGGUGAAAAGCCACACAGAUGCCAUUUAUGCCCAUUUGCAUCAGCUUAUGAACGUCAUCUGGAAGCUCAUAUGAGAUCACAUACUGGUGAAAAACCAUACAAGUGUGAAUUGUGUUCCUUCCGCUGUAGUGACAGAAGUAACUUGUCUCAUCAUCGCAGACGCAAACACAAAAUGGUACCUAUUAAAGGUACCCGGUCUUCCCUAAGCAGCAAGAAAAUGUGGGGAGUUUUGCAGAAGAAGACCAGCAAUCUGGGGUACAGCAGAAGAGCAUUAAUUAAUUUGAGUCCACCUUCUAUGGUGGUUCAAAAACCAGACUACCUUAAUGAUUUCACCCAUGAAAUCCCAAAUAUUCAAACUGAAGCAUAUGAGAGCAUGACAAAAACAACACAAACCAGUGCGCUGCCAAGAGAUCCACAAGACCUCAUGGUAGAUAAUCCUUUGAAUCAGCUAUCUACAUUGGCAGGACAGUUGUCUAGCUUGCCACCUGAAAACCAAAACCCAGCAUCUCCUGAUGUUGUACCAUGUCAAGAUGAAAAGCCUUUUAUGAUACAGCAGCCUACUGCACCAGCAGUAGUUUCAACUGUAGCAACAAAUAUUCCUCAAAGUUCAUCUCCUACCAGCCCGGAUCCUCGGCCUGCACACAAUCAGAGGAACUAUAGUCCUGUGGCAGGUCCAAGCAGUGAUCGUAGUGCCCAUACUAGUACUCCUAGCAUAAGUAACAGUCAGCCAAGUACUCCAGCUCCAACCCUUCCAGUUCAGGACCCUCAGCUUCUGCAUCACUGCCAGCACUGUGAUAUGUAUUUUGCAGACAAUAUCCUUUAUACUAUUCACAUGGGAUGUCAUGGUUUUGAAAAUCCUUUUCAAUGCAACAUAUGUGGGUGCAAAUGUAAAAAUAAGUAUGACUUUGCCUGCCAUUUUGCAAGAGGCCAACAUAACCAACACUGACUGAAAAGCAUACAUUCAUUUAGUUUUUUAACAUAAUAUGGUAUAUUUUUUCAUACUUCCUGAAGGAGACUUUUCUCAUCUCCCAAUAAGAAGUCUAACAUUAAGCAGUUUGACAAAGGAGACACACUUCUAUCCACGCUGUUGUAAGACUUGCCAGGGAAGUUUGCGAGAGUCAUGGUGGUAACAGCUUUUAUGUGGCUUUUUUCUUUUUUUUUCUCCAAUAGAAAGAUAAGGGAUUGUAAUGCAAUUACAUAUUUUGUUUGUUAUAUUUAAGUUCCUUGUGCUUAAGAUUCAGGUGAAUAGUCUACAGUUGAUCCAAACUGUGUGCCCUUAAACAUGAGCUGUAAUUCACCAGACACAAUACAAGAUAAGAGAUCUUGAUACCUAAAAUAUGGCAAAUGUUAAUUUAACAAAAUGUAUGUUUAGUAUGAAAAAUGUACCUACCAAACUGGGUGGGGGAGAACUUUCACACACAAACAGUUUGAAAUAAAACUAUUAGUUUCAUCUGAUUUGUAGUUAAUCAUAAAUUUGUUUAGUGAAUUCUAAAAUCUUUCUGCUAGACUUAACACUGCUCUAGUUUUCCCUCUAAAAAUGGAUCACAAAAACUAGAAGAUAUCAAAUGUAUACAUGUUACUGUAAAUGACACUUCCAUAAGAAAGACUAUGUGAAAAAGACAUUCCUGUUCGAAGUUUAUUAAAUAAAAAUCACAAAUAAGCACCAUUACAGUUUAAAAAAAAAAGCCAGGUUCUAAAAUAAGAAAGCCCUCAUUUAAAAGUACUCUAUGAUAUCUUUAAAUGUCUUACGAAACUAAAUUUGUAUGCUUACUUACAUUUUGCACAUUUAGACUACUUAGUCUUUUCCUUACUCCCAUGAUAAAAGUUAAGAGAAAAUUAAGUUACAGAUUGAAAAUUUUCUUCCAGUUUUAUCCUGGUUCAAACUAUGAAUGGUAGAUUGUGUGUAUGUUAGGGAGUUAUGCAUUCUAAUUUAUGUAAACUGCAGCUAACAUAAUUUUGUUUGCCUGAUGACCUGUGUGGAUUUACUGAUCUACCAGCAUGCUAGAAAGGUUUCUUUGUUAAUGACUGGGAGGAAGGCAGGCAAAGGAAUAUUAGGUUGGUUACAUGUGGAGUCGUGGCUAAUAUUGUGACUGCAGAUUCUAUCCGAAGAUGUAUGUGCGGUCCCUUUGUAUGUGUUAACUUUAUUUUUGAUACUGUACAUCUUAAUCAUUUUUAAAAGCACCUAGGUUAACAUUUAGGCACUUUAAUAUUAAUCUAAAUGAAACAUCCUAGCAAAAUUAGGGAGACUGCUAGGUAAGUAACAGGCAUUAGUAAUGUUCCAGAAAAGUAAAAACUUACUUUGACAUGCACUUUUACCUUAUUCUGUCUUAUUUGCUGCAAGACAAAUGGAAAGCUUUCUUUAUAUUACCCUUUACUAUAACAAAUAAGCAGGCACAUGCAAGACAUCAAUUAAUGUGUUUUGUGGACAGUAAGAACAGGAGUUAAAUAUUUUGAAGUCCAGAGUGGACAUGCAAGUGUCACCUAUUGGAGUUCAUACAUCAGUUGUUCUGGGGCAUGAUGAAAAGGCUAUUGAAUCAAUGUAAAAACUCUCAUAGACUUCAGUGAGCUUUGGAUCAGGCUCCUAGAAAGUAUGCUCCUCUAAAACAUUUUUGGUAUUAGGAAGUCCCCUUUCUUUACUUCUUUAUCUAAUGAGAAAUUUGAUACUUACUCGUUGUACCCCUCAAGUGCCAGGUGACUUUAAUGCGCAUGUGGCCCUCAAAUUAAUCCCGCAUAGGAUUUUUCAUCCUUAAGACUAUCCAGUGAAGGGAGAUCACUUGUGUCGGUACAAAACUCUCUGAUCCUAAUGAGUUUAGUAACACGUAAGAGCAGAUGUUAUACAUGGAAAACACUUUCUGGCCCCGUAAAUCACCUUUUUGUCUCUCUAAUUUGUAAAAUUACCUAAAAAAUUAAAUGUCCUGGCCAGGUCAGGAUCCAUUGACUUCAGUGGGCUUUGAAUAAGGCUGUUUAUAAUACUUUGCACAACCAACUCAAGAAUGUAUUCAGAAAUAAAUAUAUUGGGUAGUCUAAAUUCAAAUACAAUAAAAACAUCUUUAGUUUCCUUUUUAAAGAAUUUACAAGUCUUCAUCUAUGAAGCUGUGCAUAAAGUCUUCAUCUAUGAAGCUGCACAGGUUAGCUGUGCAUAAACUCAGACCUAAGAAAUCUGGUAUCGUACACUCAAAUAUCUGCUUUCAUUUUAAGGAUUAUGAUUGUUCACUGAACUAUAAUCAAUCUGAUUGGAAACCCUUGAUUUUAUGCAUAUUCUGUAAUCUCAUAUUCUUAUACAAAGAACAAUGCAGAAAAAAUAUUUUGGGCGCGUUAUAUUAUUGAUCAAAAUCUACAUACCUAAAAUGAAAUCACACAUUUCUUUCCCCUAAUAUUUAAAAAUAUGUAGCUUUUCCUUUGGGGCCAGGAAACAUGCCGUAAUAGUUUUUCUUCGGGAUUUAACAACUUUGUAAAAGCUAUUCUAUUUGUCCAAGUUUAACUAGCUGUUUUUAACUGAAAUUGAAUAGUAAUAUCUGUCAUCAUGCAAAGUUGUGGAAGUUAUAAAACACAGUUUCUUACAUAUCUGAAAUACAUUAACAUUUGGUGUGUUAAACAAUGGUGUGUUAAACAAUUUGGUGGACCAAUGUUCCUCCCUCUUGAAGUCAAUGGCAAAACUACCAUUUGCAAUUUUAGUGUAGAAAUUUUUUAUCCUUCCCCUCAUCAUUUUGAUCCUUUAGGCUAAGAACUUUCAUUGGUAAUCUGACUCCUGUAAUCAUUCAGUACUUGAAUCUGUAUUUGUAGAGAGAACAUGCCUUGGGAAAUUACAGGCUAAAGACCAGUCUGGAUAUGUAGAGGUAGGUGGAAAUUUGAGGACUCAUCAAGGUAGAAAAAACAUGCAUAGUCCAUCUCCACUGGACAGCUGUGAGAGCGUCCACAUGUCUACGAACAAGAGUGUUAUUAGAUUGGAGUAGUACUUAGUAUUAAAAAAACCUAAUUAAUCCUACUGUUGGUACUGGUUAAUACUGAGAUACUGUUUACUCUUCAGGAAAAUAUCCAAGGAAAUUUAAAAGAGAAUUUAAGCUUUAACACUUCAUGCUAAACAAUUAUAGCCAGAUCCUUUUUCUUCUCGUGCAAUGGGACUACUCAUGAGAGAGAGGAUAGGAUUUGGUAUUUAGGGCCCCUAUCCUCUCAGUGUGUCUGUGGGGUGGAUCCCCCAGUGACUGCAUCUAGCACUACUGAAGCCAGUUUCAGAUUGGGGCCUUAACUUCUUCUUUUUUUAAAACAAACACACAACAUAUUACUAUGUAUUUUGUUGUGCCAAACCAUAACUUGAUUACGCUUAUUUCCUUCCGACUACUGAGUAUGUUUGGAAGGUGCAUUUUUAGUUUAUUAAAAAGGUAGCUUUUCAUAAUUUUGUACUAAAAGUGUAUAUUCUAGUAUUUACUAUAAUUUAAAAUAAAGAGCACAAUUAGUAUUGCAAAGUUCUUUGAGGAUGUGAUCCUGUAAACCUUUACUUUCACAAGUAGGCCUUAUUUUUGCCAAGUUGAUGGGGAAUGCUUGUCAGUAAGGAUCUGUAGGAUCAGAACUAGUUUACUAGACCUAUUUUAUAUUGAGUUGAAUGUGCUUUACUGCACUAACUUUUUAAAAACAAAUCCUUAUAGCAUAUUAUGAGGAACUGAUUAGUUUUUAACUUGUAUUAACAAGGAAGUUUCAGGAUGAGUUGAUACUUUUUCCACAGCUUGACUGUGUUAAGUUCUGUAUUUGGAAAAUGUUAGUUGUUGUGUUCCUUUGUUUUUAUUGUUAUGGAAUAUUUUAUAGAUAUUUUGGAUAAUUUUUUAACAUGCACUAUUUAUAGUACUCUUAACAGAUAUUGUAACAUUCUGAGACUGAGGACUCUUUUUGUUCAGUGAACAUUCAAAUAUUAGAUUGAAAAUGCUGGUAGGAGAAAAAUGAUCUUGUUAAUAUUUAAACUAAGGAACUGUGAAGCAAGUAAGUAAUAAGGAAUAAUAUUUGAUUAUUGCAAAUGCCAUGUGUAGCUUCAAAUGAAUUUGGCCUAAGACACCAAUUUGUGUUUUAACACAUACAGUUCGCAGUGCUGGAAGAGAGACAUGUUUCAGUGUUGUUGCAUAGCAGAAUUUGAACAGUUCUUAUGGCUUUUGUUAUUGAAUUUUACUUUUUUUUGACAAAGGGAAUGUAACAAAUCUUCACUGGCAAGUUUCCCAUCAGUUUAAGUUUCUGUGAAAAAUGGAUAUUCUGUGCAGGAAAAAUCUAUUCCCUGCUGAAGCAUUUUUCAUUGAGCAAUCUUUGUAUAUGUGCUUCUAGUACCUGCUUUGUUAAUAAUGUGUACUUCAAUGUAAAAAGCAUAUUUUAUAUGCAGAAGAUGAAACUUGAGUUACAGUUGUAAAAUACAUUUUAUCGUGUAGUGAUUUGGUUUUCAGAAAACAAAAUAAUUCUGAAAUAACUAGCGUAGUUCAUGUUGUGAAGCUUUGCUUUUGUAAGAUAUGAAUAAAAUAACACUUUCUAAUUA
This is a messenger RNA of Alligator mississippiensis (American alligator), 8312 nucleotides long. RefSeq names its product IKAROS family zinc finger 5 (gene IKZF5). NCBI's taxonomy places the organism in Eukaryota, Metazoa, Chordata, Crocodylia, Alligatoridae. The coding region runs from base 2490 to 3749 and encodes 419 amino acids. The transcript is spliced from 6 exons. Gene Ontology annotation, molecular function: DNA-binding transcription factor activity; RNA polymerase II cis-regulatory region sequence-specific DNA binding. Gene Ontology annotation, biological process: regulation of transcription by RNA polymerase II. The record is from RefSeq and is a predicted model, not a curated record.